AUGACAAAACAAGAAGAUUCUACAAAAGAAAACGAUGCAAAGCCAAGCAAUGGCAGACUCGUAAAUGAUAUAAGCGAAGAGGAUGGCCAGGGAGUAAUGGAAAAUGGACAACAAAAGUCAGAAGUGUACAACCAAGUUCACAAACUGAACUCUGGUGUUGACAAUCAAGGAUUCGAUACAAAAGAAACACAGCUUAACCAACAUUCUCAAGAUGUUAGCCAGGAUGAGGGAAAAGCCGUGCCAUCUGUUGCUUCUGAUAUUGAAUCCGCUCAACCACCAAAACGAAAGGCAGUGAGAACCUGGCUCAAAGAUCCUCAUUUGUACAAGGUCGCAAUUAUUUACGCGUGCACAAAGGGUUCACAGGAUGUGUUUUACGCCUACCUGCCUCUUCUCCUGACUGACAAACUGCAAUUUGAAAAAGAAGCGAUUGCCAAUCUGCCUUUGAUAUUGUUAAUGAGCGCCACAUUGUCCUCUCAAAUAUCAAGGAAGCUCUCUGGAAAAGUAGGAAAGAAGUGGUCCUUCAUUGUGGCUGCUCUGACCGUGACUGGGUCGUGUAUGUGGUUUCUGCGUAUUAACCAGUCAUCGAGAGUGUUAACUUACCCGGCCGUCAUUCUACUGGGGUUUGGGUCCUCCGCCAUGCUUGUUAAUGCCCUUGGUUUUGCAACAGAACUUAUUGGAGACAACAACGGCAGCUCUGGUUUUGUGAUUUCUGUCGUAGGUGCCAUCUCCAAUCUGACCUCAGGAACUCUUUAUAUCGUCAUACAAGUUUUAUUUCCCGAAGGAAGUGCAUCUGCCGAUUUUAACGAGACAAUCCGCGGGAAAAACGGUGAGAUGAAGCUUUUAGGUGACUUAGAGGCGUGUUUGUACGUGUAG
This is a messenger RNA of Pocillopora damicornis (cauliflower coral), 873 nucleotides long. Its product is annotated as major facilitator superfamily domain-containing protein 12. NCBI's taxonomy places the organism in Eukaryota, Metazoa, Cnidaria, Anthozoa, Scleractinia, Pocilloporidae. Gene Ontology annotation, cellular component: plasma membrane. Gene Ontology annotation, molecular function: symporter activity. The record is from RefSeq and is a predicted model, not a curated record. Gene Ontology annotation, biological process: carbohydrate transport.